This is a messenger RNA of Aspergillus ibericus CBS 121593, 2854 nucleotides long. RefSeq names its product putative GARP complex subunit Vps53. NCBI's taxonomy places the organism in Eukaryota, Fungi, Ascomycota, Eurotiomycetes, Eurotiales, Aspergillaceae. The transcript has 3 exons. The coding region runs from base 170 to 2782 and encodes 870 amino acids. Gene Ontology annotation, biological process: retrograde transport, endosome to Golgi. The record is from RefSeq and is a predicted model, not a curated record. Gene Ontology annotation, cellular component: GARP complex.
CAUCAUCAACAACCCCCUCAGUCCUUACAGCUGCUCGUUUCUCCGUUCGGUUCUUUUCGCUCCUUUAGUCGCCCGUUCGCUUUAGCCUAUGCUUACAUGUUGAAUUGGCGGAUGCCCCUUAGCUGGCAUUGCAGCAUGUGUCUGGCGUUGACGCUCAGGAGCUAAUGGAAUGUCCGCCACUACCACCACCACCCCCGGCCAAAUGCCCUCCUCCAAUGGAGCGGCCAAUCUCGACCCUUUGGACGCAGCGGACUAUGAUCCAAUCGACCACCUGAACGCAAUCUUCUCUCACCCCUCCACGCUGUCGUCCGUGUCCCAAGUGUCCCAGACCCUCUGCGAAUAUGAAGACGAGCUCGACGACGAUAUCGGCGCACUGGUGGAGGAUCAGGUCACGUCCAAUGCGGAGAGCGUCGAGCGCAUCCAGGCCGCCAAGGCAGACUUGACGGAGCUGUUCAGGAAGAUCGACGAUGUGCGCGACCGCGCGUCCAGGACGGAGCUAGCCAUUACGGAGAUGACGGCGGACAUCAAGCAGCUGGACAAUGCGAAAAAGAAUCUCACCCUAUCCAUGACGGUGCUAAAGAGACUGCAGAUGCUCACCACAGCCUACGACCAACUCCGUUCCCUUGGUCGCACGCGGCAGUACCGGGAUUGUGCUCAGCUGCUGCAGGCGGUGAUUCAGCUGAUGGCGCAUUUCAAGUCGUACCGCUCAAUUGAUCAGAUUGCUCUGCUUAGUAGGAAUGUUGCGGACAUACAACGGGAGCUUCUGGAGCAGGUCUGCGAGGACUUCGAGCUGGCAUUCGCCAAGGGGGAAGUGGGUCAAAAGAGGCCGGUGCUUUCGGAGGGCUGCUUGGUUAUGGAUGCACUGGGUGACCACGCAAAAUCUAGGCUGGUGACCUGGUAUUGCAACUUCCAGCUGCGCGAAUAUCGUCAGGUGUUCAGGAACAACGAAGAGGCCGGGUCGUUAGACAACAUAUCGCGGCGGUAUGCAUGGUUCCGGCGCAUCUUGAAGAUCUACGACGAGGAGUACGGACCCAUCUUUCCUGCAUCUUGGAAGGUCUGCGAGAUCCUGGCCAACGUCUUCUGCGAGGGCACACGAGAGGACUUCAAGGGGAUUCUCUCCCGAUCCGUGCGCAAUGGGCAGACGAUCGAUGUCAAUCUGCUACUGUCGUGUCUGCAGGAAACGCUGGACUUUGAACACUCCCUUGAGCGGCGCUUCGUCAGCCCAUCCCGCCCUUCGACGGAUACGUUUGCCUCGAGUGAGGCGCCUGUCUUCGGUCAGGCCAUCUCCGAGGCGUUCGAGCCCUAUCUGAGCGUGUGGGUUGAAGCCCAGGACAAGCAGCUGGCUGCGCUUAUACCCAAGUAUCGGCAACAACCUGCAAAGCCACCGGACGAAGAGUUUGACUCGCAUAUUGUCAUAUCCUCCUCCACAGACCUUUUCACGUUUUACCGGCAUUCGCUGCAGCAAUGCGCGAAGCUAUCUACGGGUGGGAGUCUUGCCGACCUGGCCAAGGUGUUCGCCAAGUACCUCGAUCAGUACACCCAGGUUCUACUCUACUAUAUCAGCGAGAGACCGACCGGGCACACUCCAUCAAAGGUCCCCGAUAUUGAGGACCUGAUCUUGGUUCUCAACACCGCGGACUACUGCUACACGACCUGCAACCAGUUGGAGGAGAAGAUCAAGGGCAGGCUCGAUAAGAAUCUAAAACAUACAGUGGACCUACAGAGUCAAGCCGACUCGUUUAUGGGCAUUGCAUCUGCGGCUGUGCGAGGGCUUGUGCGUAAGGUUGAGAUUGAGUUGGAGCCCUGCUGGCGGGAAAUGCGCAACACGCCCUGGAACCGGCUGGAGAGCGUCAGCGACCAGAGCUCCUACGUCGGCGAGCUCAUGUCCAAGACGCAGACGAAAUGCUCGGAACUUCUGCAGCUGCUGCAUAAGCAACAAUACGCCCGAGCGUUUGCAGACCAUGUCGUAGAGCUGAUCUCGAACGUAUUCAUCACCAACAUCUUCCAGUGCAAACCAGUCUCGGAGACCGGCGCAGAGCAGAUGCUUCUAGACGCCUACACCCUCAAGACCGGUCUCUCAUCGCUCCUCCCCAGCCCCGCGCCAGCGGGUUUUGUAAAGCGCGUCAACGCCAGCUUUGCGAAGAUCGAAGCUCUCCUCAAGACCCUCCAGGUUCAGCCAUCUCCCCCCGAAGCCCUCGUCCAGGCCUACUUGGUCCACAUUGCGGACCAAAACAAUACGAACUUCCGCAAGAUUCUUGACAUGAAGGGAAUCCGCAGUCGACAGGAGCAGAACCACCUUUUAGAACUGUUCCAAAUCCACCGUGCAUCCGACCGCUACGCAGCAAACCUCCAACAGAGCAACCCCAUCCUAGCAGCCUUGCAGACCACCACCACCCCGUCCUCCAGCACAGUCUCCCAGGGCCUGGGUCUCGGCACCCUGGGCACAUCAGCCGCCGCAUCCAUCGGCGCCUCCACCACCCGCUUCGACCCUACCAUGCUCGGGUCCGCCAUCAUCUCUGCCGCCAAGGACGGCGUUGAUCGCUUCGGAACGCCGAUGAGCUCCUCCAACACGACGAGUCUCAGUCCCGCCGGAGGCGGCAUCUCCGGUGCCUUGACCAGCCCGUCCACCUCUGGACCUUUAGGACAGAUGCAGCCACCAGGCGAAGGUAUCUCCUCGGCCGGGAACCUGAACGAGAAUCUCAAGAAUCUUGGGAAAUUCUUCCGUCGAGAUCUAGGCGGGUUUGGGGGUCGGUUUGGACGGGGCGGUGAUGAUGGCAAUUAAUGUAUAUCUUCGAGCGAAUAGCAUAUAUUACUGUCUGUACGUGUAGGUCCUUGUUAUAGAUUCCUUGAAAUG